UCUAACAUGACAACAGUAGGCGACCACCAAGACUGACUGUCAAAAUGUGAUGUGAUCCGAGUUUUUUUAUUGAAAAUAAUUUUCAAAUGGUUUUCCUUUGUAAUUAUACUGCAAAGUAAUGUAAUAGUUAAAAGUAUGAGUGUUUUUGGUGAUUUCCAACAAGUCUGGUCACAAAGAUUUCCACAAAGUUCGUUACCUGCAGCUUGGGAAGAAGAUGUAAGAGCGAAUCUUGCUAAACAUAAACAAAAAGUUUCUCUUCUCAAGGAGGAACUUGAAAAGGAAGAAUUUUAUGUGGAAUAUCUUGAAAGGUUGCUGCACGAUGUGGAAGAGCAUAAAAAGAAGUUGGCAAUAGGAAGAAAUGGAAACGAAAAAUGCAAUGAAGAUAGUCAAGUCAUUAGUGAUAAUCUAUCUAAGAAUGAAAGCCUUAAACCGACAGCUCCUCCUUUUGAACAUGAUGUAAAAAUAGAUAAUAAUUCUGUAAAUAAGUGUGUAACUGAAUUGUCUGCCCUUUUGAAAGAAGAAAGUGAAAAUGAAAAGAAUCAUUUGGUGCAAUCUAAUAAUGAUACUGCAGAUCCUAGUAGUUUUGUAACAGUUAUUGAAGUUAAUGGACUUAAAGCAGAAACCAAUCCGCCCCCAGUAAAAGUGCCCCCAAAGCUUCCUGUUAAGCCACGUUUACGGUCAUCUAACAAAGAUCAAAGUAGUAGCCUUGGGAGGGCAAGUAGCAGUGAAUCCUUGCUUUCUUCUACUGAGCAACUGCCAUAUUCUGAUGAACAUUUUUAUGAUUCUGUAGCAGCAGAAGCUGAUGAUUUAUCUUUAAGUGAGAAAGAGUCUAGUAAUGAGAAUGUGUUCACAUCUUCAAGUACAUUACAACUGCCUGCUAAAAAGACCACAACUGAUAAUGAAUCACUUGAACCUCAGUCACCUGGAACAACCUCUAAUUAUGUCAAUAUUGAGUAUUUUAUUAAGAAACGAAAUGGUACAGAAGACCACAGUAGUAGUGAUGAAGAGGAAGUGCCAGAACUUAGAAGGAGCGAAGACGGAUCUUAUGCCAGUUCUAGUUCUUUGGAGUCUUCCGCAACACCAUCAAGCAGUAGAAAAUUCAAACAGGAAGGAGAUACUAAAGUGGAAGCAGAACGACUGACCAUGUACAGAUGCAUAUUGUCCAAUAUUAUUGAAAGUGAAACAAACUAUGUAGAAUGGUUGAAUGUUAUGUUACAGUAUAUGAAAGCAAUAAAAGCAACGUUGGGCACGUCGCAUCCAGUCUUAACCGAUGCCGAAUUUCGAACGAUAUUCUACAAGAUCACAGACUUGCACUUGCUCCAUUCCAAUUUCCUAGACAAUCUCAAGAAACACACUCAACAGUGGGACAGCAAGAUCGGAGAGAGUUUCUAUUAUAUGGCCUUAAAUCUUCCACUAUACGGUGCCUUUUUAAGUAACUAUGGUCGAGCAGUGGACACAGUUCGAAAAUGCAGUGCCUCAAAUUCGCAGUUUGCCGAAGUUACCAAAAGCAUUACAUGCAAAAAUUUGUCCGAACAAUCGGUGUCUUUGGAAAAUCUCCUUCACAAGCCUGUCGCACGCGUCCAGAAGAACGCCCUUGUGCUACACGAUCUCCUCAAAUAUACGCCCACCACACAUCCGGAACAUCGCAGCCUUUCUGAGGCACUACAACUCACGCAAACCUUCCUUGAUCAAUUUAACAUGAUCCAGACCAAAUCAAUGUUUCCUGCGUCUGACAGAGCUCAGAGGCGUCUAGUCAAAAACUCCUUCAUUGUAGAACAGGUCGAAAAUAACAGGAAGCUUAGGCAUUUGUUCCUUUUCAAUGACGUGAUAGCCUGUGCCAAGUACAAAUCAACUGGGCGAAAUGAAAAGUACACUUUUGAACUGAAAUGGUUUAUCAGGGUCGAAGACAUCCACAUUUUAGAGGAGCCUUCGUCUAGUUUACACGACGUGUCGCCCUCUAAUAUCGUAUCAUUAAAAUCGCAAGCUUCCAAUGUCAGGGACCAAUUAAGGCAAGAAGAAAAACUUAAUGAAGACAAGAAAAUACGUUUGGGGCGUGGUUCUGAAAAAUACCGUAAAAGACUUUUGGAACUGGAAAGCCAGCUGGUGCUCGUCUCUCCCAACUUGGCCUUCCGCAUUAAGCACCGUCAAAGUCAAAAGACCUUCACGUUCUACCUGUCUUCGGAAUUCGAGAGAACCCAAUGGAUCGAGGCCAUUCAGACGCUACAAAAGACCAGUAAACCACCCACGCCCACCAAUAACGUCAGCAUGUUCGAAUUGCAGACCUGGAUCACCGCCUGCAGAACCUUCCUUAAGACCAAUAUGGGUUCUUAUCUUCUCAGGAGUGGACACGACGAAAGUCUUCUAGUAGGUGACCUUCAUAUUACUAUAAAAGAUCUUCAAGGACUUGACUACAGUGUUGGUAUGUACGUUUGUGUUGAAGUUGAUUUUUAUGGUCACUUCUUUCGCAAAGCGAAGACAAAGCUUGUGUGUAAUACAAACGCUCCUGUUUGGAACGAGACUUUCGUUAUUGACCUGGAGGGCUGCGAAAACCUCCGAAUCCUCGUCUAUCGCGAAACCGAAUCUCACGUCGCUCUUUUUGGCAAGCAUAUGCAAAAAUUAAGCCGCCAGUGGCUCGGCCAAAAUACAAUCGAAAAGAGCCUGCAAAUCAACAACUGUACGUUACGAAUCGGGUUAAAGUUUGUGCCUUGCGAAGUCAGUUUGCGGAGGGUGCCCACGGGCAAAGCCGGGAGCCUCUUUGGAGAGAAGAUACAAAACGUUUGCAAAAGGCAAAAGCGAGACAUUCCGUUCAUUGUUUCGGCGACGAUAAGAGAAGUUGAGAGGCGUGGCAUGAGCGAGGUGGGAAUUUAUCGGGUUUCCGGGUCCGCAUCUGACAUUUCCAAGCUAAAGAAAUCUUUUGAAACGAACUCCUACGAAGCAGAGCAGUUGUUAAAAGAAGUGGAUAUUCAUUCCGUAACGGGAAUCCUGCGACUUUAUCUGAGGGAAUUGCCGGAAGCUUUGUUCACUGAUCAACUGUAUCCCAUUCUUUUGGAAGCAUUCAAUCAGAGCGGUGGAAAUUUGAUAAGGAGAAUGGAAUUGUUGAAGAAUUGCUUUGGAAAACUGCCACACCAAAACAAAGCAACGAUUCAAUUUAUUUUAGAACAUCUGAUAAGGGUGAAUCGACAUGAAGAUGAAAACAAAAUGUCCCUUCACAAUUUGGCAACGGUUUUCGGUCCCACCCUUUUGAGGCCUGGUGGUAAAGUGGAUAAUAGUAAACAGAGGGAUCUUUUGGCCACCGGAACAGUUGAUGUAAUGGCCCAAGCGGGGAUUCUCUACUGUUACUUGCAGGAUUUGAGUGGAACCAUGAAACAGCAGCAGGGCUGAGCUGUCUUCACGUUUUACCAUCUGUGAUCCAAAACAAAAGUCAUAAGUUGACAAAAAAACAAGUAGGUACGAGACAUUUAUCAUUACUUUUUAAUUUCGUGAUUUUUGAAGCGAGGUUUUUUUUAUUUUUGGAUUGUUUAAUUUUUAAUUGGAAUUGGAAGAAGUUUGCGUUUUGAUUUAUUUUUAAAUUAGAAAAUAGCACGUACAAAUUAUAUAUUGCAUCAUCUUUGUCCCGUUCCCAAAAUUCUAUUUAUUAUAUAAAAGAGGUGCUUAUUUUGAGUUCCACUUAUCGUUAUCAUCUAAUUUCAUUUAUCAUGUAUUAACACACCGUUUAGAGGAUUGAGUUUUACAAAAAACGAAUUUAUCUUUCAAUUUAUAGACUGAUUCUUUUCAUUUAUUAAAAGUAUUAUUGCGUGUCAGUAUACAUAUAGGCGCUGUGUAAGUGUUAAGAAUUAUCUGAGACUUUGAUUAAAUAUUAAUAAAGCUUUGAUUCGUAUCGCGAGCAAAAGAGAACAUUUCUUUUUUUUUGUAUUUUAGUAAUACAAAACGUAAUAAUUGACAACAAAUCUGCCAGUUGUUAUUAUUAUUAUUAUUAUUACUUUAACACUAAAUUAGAGACUUUUUCCAAACAUUGAUAACCUCGACAAUUCGUUAUAACUAUAAUAAUUAAUCAUUAAUUAUUAUAUUAUCUAUCUUCCAAGUGUAGGUUGUAAA
Agrilus planipennis (emerald ash borer) is the source of this 4095-nucleotide messenger RNA. It is a transcript of the gene RhoGAP1A, whose product is annotated as active breakpoint cluster region-related protein. Gene Ontology annotation, biological process: positive regulation of GTPase activity; intracellular signal transduction. NCBI's taxonomy places the organism in Eukaryota, Metazoa, Arthropoda, Insecta, Coleoptera, Buprestidae. Gene Ontology annotation, molecular function: guanyl-nucleotide exchange factor activity; GTPase activator activity. The transcript is spliced from 15 exons. The record is from RefSeq and is a predicted model, not a curated record. Gene Ontology annotation, cellular component: membrane. Bases 136 to 3381 code for a protein of 1081 amino acids.